Leguminivora glycinivorella is the source of this 890-nucleotide messenger RNA. RefSeq lists its product as uncharacterized. The record is from RefSeq and is a predicted model, not a curated record. Gene Ontology annotation, molecular function: serine-type endopeptidase activity. Gene Ontology annotation, biological process: proteolysis. The coding region runs from base 78 to 773 and encodes 231 amino acids. NCBI's taxonomy places the organism in Eukaryota, Metazoa, Arthropoda, Insecta, Lepidoptera, Tortricidae. The transcript is spliced from 3 exons.
GAAAGUAGUUUAAUACUGUGACAUUCUACAAUUUAGUUAAGCAUUAAGUUUGACAUUUUUUGAUAACCCAAAUCUUAAUGCUGAUCAUCUGGACGAUCAUAUUUUUCUUCAACACGGCUCACGGAUUGAAACAUCGGCUCCAACACCCCAUAGCAACACCCUUCAUUUACGACGUUGACCAAAAACUUUCAAGUCAGGAAUUGAAAACAAAUAAUAAAAUAGCAGCUGAAGUGUUGACUAAAAACUACUUCACUAAACUAACUCCUAUAGAAAAUGCAUUUAUUGAAGAAACCAAACCAAAAAUAAACGGUAUCAGAUAUAACUAUAGUAAUUUAGUUUUAACGACAGCGAUAAACGUAUUUGAUAAAGAAAUUGCUACUUUAGAUUUAACACAAAAUUAUACUACUGACAAUUUGAGAAGAAGUUUAAAUGAAGCUAAAUUAAUUAAGAAGAGACUCUUUACUUAUCCUUACUUACACACUUUACUUAGAGAAUUCACUGAUCGUUAUGAGAAAUCUGAAUAUAAUAAUUAUCAGGAUUUUACAAGAAGCGAAUCAGAAUCAGGAGAAAUAAGUUUCGAGGAAAAUUAUCAUAGAGUGCACACUCCCGCUCGGCGCAUCUUCCACGGGCAUAAGACGAAGAUCCAUCACUUCCCGUUCUUGGUGGCGGUUCAUGUGCUCGGCCGGUUUGUGUGUGGCGGCUCCAUCAUCACAUCGGACUUGGUCAUCACCGCUGCCCAUUGCUUGAAAAGUUUAAAGACGGCGGGUUUUUAGGGAGUUGCUUGAAAAACAAGUGUUUUUGAUCUAUCACAAAAUCCCAAACGCAGAUAUGAAGAAUGGUUACAUGACCAUCCAUCUUCAUCAGAAGAAACAACCCCUAUGAGACCACCA